AUGGCUGGCGUCGUUGCGACCCAGCAGCCGGAAAUGGAGGACGAGGCUAUGAACGAUAUCGCUUUACUAUCCCCCGAUGCCCCGCGUCUCGAUUCUGCUAUGGUCUCUUCACCCGGCGAUCCCAUGGACAUCAGUCCAAUGCCCGCCACGAACCACCAGCGCCAGCCCGCUUUCGAGCAGCAAUGUGCUCAAAAUGGCUCACAGCGUGUCGAGAAAACCUCAAACAAAACAUUUAACAGUCUCCCUCAGCCCUCCUUCACAAAUGACCACCCUGUUCUGAGCUCCACCGCUGGUUACGUCAAGCCUGAUGGCAACAACAACAAACCUUCAUCGGGGUUACAGAACCGCAGAACUACCUUCCAACCCCAUCGUUUUUCUCCAAAGAAUCGCGCAUCUGUCAAGCAGGGUCAUUUAAAGCGUCUUCCGUUGGCCGUGCAGGCGAAGCUCGGUACUCCUUACAAGCCCGCCUUGGUUGGCAUGAAUCGCAACUUCCGAACAUUGCCCUCGUCUAACCCUCAGCCUGAUCUUCAGUCGAACGACAAUCACUUUACUGUUAAUGGCUACCCUCCCCUGGAUCUCAAUCAUGUUCACUAUCGUCCGACUCUCGACCCUCCUGUCAAUCGGCAAUUGUUCAAAACUACUGCUCCUAUACCUGCACCUACGAACUCCGCGACCGGCUCCACUAGUGACGAGACUACUGCGAAGCGUACUUCCGAAAAGACUAUUACCUCUGUUGGUCCUGAUGACGGAGCUGGUUGCGAAGAUCCUCACGGGACCACUAGCGGAUUUUCCCUGCAGCGCACACCUCUUGCCAAAGGACAAUUGAACCACAUCGAUACCAAUCGUCCCGCGACUUACGUUAGCCCUAAGUACCGCAAACUAAGCCAACGUGACUCGGACUCCGCUACUACUUCGCCCGCUCAUAAUUCUCAACAAAUGGCCUCUGCCCAAGAUAACGGACACUCCAACCCUUCUAAACAGCCGACACUCGCACCCAUUAGUUCUUCUAAUCUGAUCUCACCUUCCAAACCUAACAUAUCGAUCAACAAGACCCCAUCCAUGGGAAGGACAGAUGAUUCCAAGCACACUGAAGCUUGGAAUGACAUGUUAGAGCUCCAGGAUGCUCUUCGGAAUCAGGGUAUUGCCCCAGAUAACCCACCCUACCAGGACCCCAUUAACGAACCCCCCAAACCUUGUCAUCAUCGUAUGCCGGGUAGUUGGCCAGAAGAUUCCCUUGACUUUCCUGAGCCUAUCAGAGACGGACCCCAUCUUUUUAUUCAAGACCCAAAUCUCUCAGGAGACCAUGGUUCGCUGAUUCCCAGUACUCUAGUUACUUCACCGGAAUUUCACAAAACACAAGAACCAGCCAAUUCAACCCUUUCGCCGAAGUCCUAUGAUCCUGCAGCCUCCCAGGAUGCCGCGGUUAUUCAAGCGCAAACUUCAGAGGCAGGCCAAGAUUCACAGCCAAAAGACGACAUCUCCUAUGCUUCGUUUUCCUGGAGUGACCAACUUUGGGGAGCCACGCAAAGCAUCUUCGCCACUGCCAUUGCUCUUGCUGACACUUUCAAACGACGUGCCGUUGCUCUUUUUGAAGAGCCUCGUCCUACCUCUCGUCGGGCUAGCCAUACUGUUACCUCGAGCUCCCCGACUAGAGCAAAUUUGCGUAUGCUUUCAGAAGAGCAACGCAGGCGUCUUAAAAGCAACCAGUGGCGCAUAGACAGAGGCUAUCCGACCGUGCAAGACUAUCCAUUCCCCGAGUUGUCUCUUGAUGCCCCCCAAUUCCUGACUACAACGGAUGCAUUGCCAGAAGAUGAAGCUCCUCUAAAGCCUGUUAUUUCUGACGCGAAGAAAUCAAUUAGUAGCGACGGGCCUUGUCGCAAACAUGGCGCUCCCGUGAUAGACCGCAAGCGCCGAACUGUUAAAUCCGGAAUCAGCAAAAGGUCCACGUUUCAGGCAUUAAGUCCGAAUAUGAAACGACGAAUGCAUAUGCGCCCCGGGAAACGGAACAUUCCUCGUACCCGACUGGACCGCUCAUUGGUACAUGCUGUCCAAUCUGGUAAAUGGACCCUGGAUGAUCUUUCCACAAAGCCGAAAGGACGUGUCGCUCCGGUGCAGGAUCGUAAAAGGAGGUUGGAACUCGCCACGACUGAAGCCGCUCGCCAGAAACGAGCUGCGCCAAAGAAAGUGCGAUUCGUACUUCAGUCUGCGCCUCCUGAUGACGAUCCGGCACUCGUGGGCCAUCAUUUGCAUCCCGGGCUUAUGAAAACAUUGAUUGAAGAGGAAAAGGAAAACGAACCUCCGAAAUACGUCGAGGAAGAACCUGAGGCCCCUGAUCCUGGGUUGAGCUCGUGGCUUCAAUCCGAGUUUCCAUUUGGAAGGCCUGUAUCUGCUGUUCGGCUUUUUGCUCCCGGUGCCAAACUUCCCCAGGGCCGUAGCGAAUCCAUCUAUGCGGCUGAAUGGCGCAAAAUUCAAGAGGAAGAAAAAGCCAAGCAAGUCCCCGCCCGUAUUCGUCCUGAGGGGCCCGCGGUUCGACCGCUUCCACCGAAAUGGGAGGCUCGACUGGCGGAAACCAAGGCGUUCCCGGACAAUCGGCAGAUUGCCACAACUUUGUCCGGCGAUCCUUUGACCAAGAGAGACCUCGCCACCUGCUACACGCCUAUGAAGUGGCUCAAUGACGAGGUCAUCAACGCAUACCUCGCUGUCCUCAUCGACUACCUCCGACGGGCCAAUGGCAACGCGGGACGCCACGACAAGCCCAAGUUUCAUGCGUUUAACACCUUUUUCUUCUCGAAUCUGAGAGAUAAAGGCUACUCGUCCGUUAGCCGGUGGGCCAAGCGGGCCAAGAUCGGAGGAGAAGCCCUGCUUGAAGUCGACACAGUUUACAUCCCUGUGCACAACAGUGCUCAUUGGACUUUGAUGGUUGUCAAGCCGACCGAGAGAUCUAUUGAAUACUUCGACUCGCUGGGUUCCGCUUCACCUCGUCAUGUGGCUAUAGUCAAGGACUGGCUACGUGGAGAGCUUUCCGCCCGGUUUGUCGAAGAAGAGUGGUCGGUGGUUCCCACGGUUUCUCCUCAGCAAGACAACGGGAGCGACUGCGGUGUAUUUCUACUGUCAACCGCGAAGGCCGUCGCCGUCGGAAUUGAGCCACAAUCUUACGGGGCGAGAGACAUUCCGCUUCUGCGGCGGAAGAUUGUGGCCGAGCUGAUGGCUGGUGGCCUUGAUGGAGACUUCAAGCCCGAGGGAGAGACGGGUGAGGUGUUGAUGUGA
Aspergillus chevalieri is the source of this 3267-nucleotide messenger RNA. RefSeq names its product SUMO protease ULP1. Gene Ontology annotation, cellular component: nucleus. Gene Ontology annotation, molecular function: deSUMOylase activity. The record is from RefSeq and is a predicted model, not a curated record. The transcript has 2 exons. NCBI's taxonomy places the organism in Eukaryota, Fungi, Ascomycota, Eurotiomycetes, Eurotiales, Aspergillaceae. Gene Ontology annotation, biological process: protein desumoylation. The coding region runs from base 1 to 3267 and encodes 1088 amino acids.